AUGGCAAUAAAUUUGUUUUUCAGGGGUGCAUUUUCAGAAGUAGUUUUAGCAGAAGAGAAAUUAAACCGUGGUAAAUAUGUAGCUGUUAAAUGCAUAGAUAGACAAGGAUUACGAGGCAAGGAGGAAUCACUAGACAAUGAAAUCAAAGUUCUUAAAAGGUAG
Messenger RNA from Lottia gigantea (owl limpet), 162 nucleotides. RefSeq lists its product as hypothetical. Lineage: Eukaryota; Metazoa; Mollusca; Gastropoda; Lottiidae. The coding region runs from base 1 to 162 and encodes 53 amino acids. The transcript has a single exon. The record is from RefSeq and is a predicted model, not a curated record.